AUGGAAAAAUUGCAAAGUUUUCAGAACAAAUUUGCGAAGAAAAUUAAAUUAGGCAAAAUGUCUUCUUCAGAAGCUCUGAAGUGUCUGAAUUGGCUCCCUCUGGCUGGAAGACGUCUAUUUCAUCGUUGUACCACCGUAGAAAAUGCAAUCAAAGGAGACAUUCCGCAACAUUUUGAAAGUUUUAAAUCGACAUUGAGAAGUUCGCAUGGCUACAACACUAGAAAUGGCUACUUACCUAGACAGCCUAAACCUAAAACGGAAUUCGGAAAGAGGGUGUCCUACUUCCGUUUUACAAAUGACUGGAUGUCUCUCCCAGUAUUUUUAAGAAGGCCAAUACCAUGCACAAUUUUUAAGGAAAACCUUACAAAAUUCCUAAUGGAUAAAUAUUUUAAAUAA
Molecule: messenger RNA, 396 nt
Organism: Pocillopora meandrina
Lineage: Eukaryota; Metazoa; Cnidaria; Anthozoa; Scleractinia; Pocilloporidae
Source: the annotation of a GenBank genome assembly